AUGGCCGAUAGAAAAGCAGAAUUAGAUAGGAAAAAGGCUAAACUGCAAGCCAUUAGGGAAAGCAAGGAAAGGAAAAAAAGAGAACUUGAACAAAAAAAUGCUGAUGAAAUAACAAAAACAUAUAAUGUGAUUGAAAGGGAUCACAUUAAGGAAGUUGAUGAAAUGCUAUCUUCAUUAGGAGUUGCACCUGUAUCGGAUGUUUUGUCAAGUUUAUCUAGCAAUUCGUCUCUUCCUCCAGAAACUGAUACAUCAACUGCCACUCCUCCUAGUUCAUUGGCAACAGCACCUUCUAGCAUAACACCUAGGUCAAUUACAAAACAACUUAGUAUAGUGAAAUGUGGAGAAACUAAUAUACCUGGAAAAGAACUAGUUUUGUAUUCAAAGCAAACACAAACUACAACAAGUGGGCAGGAAAGAGAUGGAUCAUGCUCUUCUUCUUCCUCAUUGAAAGGCUAUAUGGAUGAUUGGUGGCGUCCAAGAAAAGUUCUUACUUAUGAUGAAACGGAAGCCGAAGACGAAGAAAAUUCUCUCUCGCAUCUCGAUGGAUUUCAAUCCAAACUCCUUCCGGGUAUACUCCCUCACGGAUUACCCCACGUAAAAGAAGUCGUGCCAGCCGUUACUGUUGUCGAAACUCAAAAGGAAAAGGAAAAAGUACCUCCGAGGGAAUUGAGCGAAGAAGAAAAACAAAUGAUCAUGUUGACGGAAGAUUUUCAAAAGUUUAUGCAUAGAGGAGGUCAAAUAAUGGAAAGAGCUCUCGCUGAAUCCGUCGACAUAUACACGGAUUAUACUGGCCUGCUCGAAAACGAAGAUGGAAGCGAUGAUAAAUCGAGUUUAAGGGUAGUUUUAAAUAGAAGAUUUUCCGAUGAUCGAUGGACGAAAAAUCGUUGCGUCAUGUCUUUGGAUUGGUCUCCGCAGUAUCCAGAAUUAUUGGUAGCUAGUUAUCAUAACAACGAAGACACUCCGAACGAUCCCGAUGGUGUUUGCUUGAUAUGGAAUACAAAAUUUAAAAAGACGACUCCAGAAUAUAUAUUCCAUUGCCAAAGUCCGGUCACUAUUGCAAAUUUUGCCAGAUUUCAUCCGAAUCUCAUUCUCGGCGGAACUUAUUCUGGCCAAAUUGUUUUAUGGGAUAAUCGCGUACACAAGCGUACUCCAAUUCAAAGAACUCCUCUUUGUUCAGCGGCGCAUACGCAUCCCGUGUACUGCUUGAAUGUGGUCGGUACUCAAAAUGCUCACAAUUUAAUUAGCAUUUCCACGGAUGGUAGAAUGUGUUCUUGGAGUUUGGAUAUGUUAUCGACUCCUCAAGAAGUUUUGGAACUUCAAUCCAAACAGAAAAAAGCCAUCGCCGUAACCGCUUUGGCUUUUCCUCCGAACGACGUGAAUAAUUUUGUCAUCGGGAGCGAAGAAGGAGAUGUCUACCAAGCUUGUCGUCACGGUACAAAAGCCGGUGUGGUAGAAACAUACGAAGCUCAUCAAGGUCCAAUCACAGGUUUAGACGUUCACAACAGUCAAGGGAGCAUCGAUUAUUCUCACUUGUUUUUGACUUCUUCCUUUGACUGGACCAUUAAGCUGUGGAGUUUAAAAGACAACAAGCCAUUGCAUUCGUUUGAGCACAAUGCAGAUUAUGUGUAUAACGUCGCAUGGUCACCCACUCAUCCUUCUGUUUUUGCGGCCGUUGACGGCACGGGUAAACUAGACGUUUGGAAUUUGAAUCAAGACACGGAAGUACCCACGGCGGGUAUCGUUGUGGAAGGAGCACCUGCUUUAAAUAGAGUUAGCUGGUCUCAAAGCGGUCAAUACGUGACCGCGGGAGAUGACUUGGGAAGAAUUUGGGUGUACGAAGUUGGAGAAGCUUUAUCUCAGCCGAGAGUGGAUGAGUGGAAUAAAUUUAUGUACACGUUAGAAGACUUCAAACAUAAUCAAGCCGAUGAAGAAAUCGAAAAAGCUGCCAACAUGAUUUACGGUUCGGGGCCUUCGAGUUUGACAAGCCUUCCAAGUUCAUUAUCUCCAGGUCUUUCCAUACCCGUACGUUAA
Messenger RNA from Pediculus humanus corporis (human body louse), 2031 nucleotides. RefSeq names its product dynein intermediate chain, cytosolic, putative. Gene Ontology annotation, cellular component: cytoplasmic dynein complex. Gene Ontology annotation, molecular function: dynein light chain binding; dynein heavy chain binding. The record is from RefSeq and is a predicted model, not a curated record. Lineage: Eukaryota; Metazoa; Arthropoda; Insecta; Psocodea; Pediculidae. Bases 1 to 2031 code for a protein of 676 amino acids. Gene Ontology annotation, biological process: transport along microtubule. The transcript has 10 exons.